CGAUGGCGGCGGCGAUGGCGGCGCGGCGUGCGCGGCCCGUGCGGGUGCUGGUGGACAUGGACGGCGUGCUGGCCGACUUCGAGGCGGGCCUCCUGCGGGGCUUCCGCCGCCGCUUCCCUGGGGAACCGCACGUGGCGCUGAAAGAGCGCCGCGGCUUUCUCGCCCGCGAGCAGUACCGAGCCUUGCGGCCGGACCUGGCGGACAAAGUGGCCAGUGUGUAUGAAGCCCCAGGCUUUUUCCUAGACUUGGAGCCUAUCCCUGGAGCCUUGGAAGCCAUGCAGGAGAUGAACAACAUGCAGGACACGGAGGUCUUCAUCUGCUCCAGCCCUCUGCUGAAGUAUGAACACUGUGUGGGUGAGAAGUACCGCUGGGUGGAGAAUCACCUGGGGCCCCAGUUUGUGGAGCGCAUUAUCCUGACGAGGGACAAGACGGUGGUCUUGGGGGACCUGCUCAUUGAUGACAAGGACACCAUUCGAGGCCAAGAGGAGACCCCAAGCUGGGAGCACAUCUUGUUCACCUGCUGCCACAACCAGCACCUAGCCCUACCCCCAACGAGGAGACGGCUGCUCUCCUGGAGUGACAACUGGAGGGAGAUCAUAGAAAGCAAGCAGGGGGACAGAACAGUGGAUAGUAGCUGAAGGAAGGGAAGGCAGGCCAACAGGGAACCCCAGCAGAGCUGAAUGGCAGGGCAGUGUCGUGGAGGUGGCCCCCAGCACCGCGGAGCAGGGAGACACCGUAACCUCCACUCUCAAAAGUCAGCCACCUGGAACCCAACAAGAUGGCUGGCCAGGAAACAUGGUGGGAAAAUCACUCAGGAACCUUUUUAAUAAAACACUUUGGCUCACCACUC
This is a messenger RNA of Leptonychotes weddellii (Weddell seal), 850 nucleotides long. RefSeq names its product 5', 3'-nucleotidase, cytosolic (gene NT5C). NCBI's taxonomy places the organism in Eukaryota, Metazoa, Chordata, Mammalia, Carnivora, Phocidae. Gene Ontology annotation, molecular function: 5'-nucleotidase activity. Gene Ontology annotation, cellular component: mitochondrion. The record is from RefSeq and is a predicted model, not a curated record. Gene Ontology annotation, biological process: pyrimidine deoxyribonucleotide catabolic process.